AGUUUUAAGAAAACUAAAAUUUUAUUAAAAAAAAAAGAGCCCAAAGAAGAAAGACAACUUGUCUACUAGCUUCUUCCCUCCAUAUAGUAACAGAAAAGGAAGCAAAGUCAUAAACAGAACUCAUCAGCUUCCAUUUUCCAUAUCCUGAAUAGCCAAUUUUCUCAAACAAAACCAAGACCAAACCCUUUCGGUACAAGAUGAAUACCUCCGAUCCCAUCUCCGAUGAUCCAAAAACUCCAUUUCUUCCUGUCAGUGAUCCAAUAAUCCAACGCCAGGCAAGCUCCCAUUCAUCAUCUGUAGCAUCCCAGCUUCUCACACCAGGCAACUUCUACAUCCUUCUUGGACCACUUCUAUGCACAAUUAUUUGCCUGUCAGUGAAGCUUGAUGCUCCGGCAACUAGCCGGAAUAUGUUAGGAGUUCUUGCUUGGAUGUUCUCUUGGUGGGUAACUGAGGCUGUGCCUAUGCCAAUCACUUCCAUGACACCAUUGUUUCUGUUCCCUCUAUUUGGAAUUGCUUCUGCCGAUCAUGUUGCAAAAUCUUUUAUGGAUGAUGUGAUUUCCCUUGUUCUUGGUAGCUUUAUCUUGGCUCUUGCUGUUGAGCAUUACAAUAUACACAGGAGAUUGGCCUUAAAUAUAACGCAACUGUUCUGUGGGGAGCCACUGAACCCGCCACUGCUCCUCCUUGGCAUAUGCGCGACAACAGCGUUUGUCAGCAUGUGGAUGCACAAUGUGGCGGCAGCGGUGAUGAUGAUGCCAGUGGCCACCGGCAUCUUACAGAGGCUGCCGCCGAACCAAACUCAAAACAAUGAGUUGAGAAACUUCAGCAAGGCGGUGGUCCUAGGGGUUAUAUACUCUGCGGCUGUUGGGGGGAUGAGCACACUUACCGGGACAGGUGUCAACCUGAUAUUGGUCGGCAUGUGGAAGAGCUAUUUUCCUGAGGCAGAUCCCAUCAGUUUCAACACUUGGUUCUUUUUUGGAUUCCCUUUGGCUUUGAUUAUCUUCUUUGCUCUGUGGGCCAUACUUUGCUUGUUGUAUUGCUCAAGGAGGUCAAGCCGUGAACUUUCUGCUUAUUUGGACAAAGCUCACCUCAAGAGAGAACUUGAAUUGUUAGGUCCAAUGGCUUUUGCUGAGAAGAUGGUUUUAGCCAUAUUCGGGAUGCUAAUAGUUCUAUGGAUGACAAGAAGCAUAACAGAUGACACGCCUGGCUGGGGAGCUCUCUUCAAGGGGCGUGCUGGGGAUGGCACUGCUAGUGUUUUGAUGGCAACCUUUCUGUUCAUAAUCCCAAACAAGAAGCAAAAGGGUGAGAAACUGAUGGACUGGAACAAAUGCAAGAAGCUACCAUGGAACAUAGUGUUACUACUGGGAGCUGGUUUCGCAAUUGCAGAUGGAGUAAGGACUAGUGGCCUUGCUGAUGUGCUAUCAAAAGCCUUAGCCUUCUUAGAAGGUGCUCCAUACUGGGCAAUUGCACCAGCUGUAUGCCUCAUAAGUGCUACAAUCACUGAGUUCACAUCCAACAACUCGACAACCACUCUUGUAGUCCCUCUGCUGAUCCAAAUAGCAAAGACAAUGCGUGUCCACCCUCUCUUGCUGAUGGUUCCCGGAGCAAUCGGAGCCCAGUUUGCUUUCUUGCUUCCAACUGGAACGCCUUCUAACAUUGUUGGGUUCACUACAGGCCAUAUUGAGAUUAAGGAUAUGAUUAAGACUGGUGUACCACUCAAGAUUGCUGGCAUAGCAGCACUCUCUUUUAUAAUGCCUACACUAGGAGCUUAUGUUUUUGGGACAAACGGAGGAGUUCAAAAGAUGUAGAAGUUGAGGAUUGUUGUAUAGAUAAGUGUAUACCUGUGAUCAUCACCUGUAUUCCCCAAUGGUUUUUUUCUUUCUGAGAAAAGAGAAAAAGAAAAAUUGCUGACAACGUGAACACGACAUUGUUGGCAUGAUGAUAAUUGUAUAGAUAAGUGUAGAACUUUGUGAAAGUUGUGCAUUCAAUUUUAAAUGCUAAUUUAUCCCAAAAUAUGAAUAUUAUUUCUGAA
Ricinus communis (castor bean) is the source of this 2029-nucleotide messenger RNA. RefSeq names its product tonoplast dicarboxylate transporter. The coding region runs from base 198 to 1805 and encodes 535 amino acids. NCBI's taxonomy places the organism in Eukaryota, Viridiplantae, Streptophyta, Magnoliopsida, Malpighiales, Euphorbiaceae. Gene Ontology annotation, cellular component: membrane. Gene Ontology annotation, molecular function: transmembrane transporter activity. The record is from RefSeq and is a predicted model, not a curated record. Gene Ontology annotation, biological process: monoatomic anion transmembrane transport. The transcript is spliced from 6 exons.